This is a messenger RNA of Adineta ricciae, 1062 nucleotides long. The record is from the annotation of a GenBank genome assembly. NCBI's taxonomy places the organism in Eukaryota, Metazoa, Rotifera, Eurotatoria, Adinetida, Adinetidae.
AUGAAUUCUCUGCAUUCAAAACAUGGAAAUACAUUUUUGGAAGAUGAUAUAAAAGUUCAUUUGAUGAAAUCCGAAGGAUUUUAUCAAAAUACAAUCGAUGAUGAUUAUGAAGUCGAAGAAGAAGGUUUUACGGAUCUUCGAAUAUGCGAAGAUCCGGUUGAUUCUGAUUCAGAACUAUCUCGAUCAAGUUCACCAGUUAUGAUUGGAGAUGAUCAACCGAAAAAGAUUUCUUGUUCAUCAUUUUCAGAACAGAGUCAGUCAGAAACGGAUUCAGCCGACUCGUUCAAAUCAUCAUACUUCAAAUCAUAUGAUGAAUUAUUGGAUUUGAUCUAUCAAGAUCCGUAUAGAUUCAUAUGCAAACCUGUUUCUAAAGACAUGACGAAAUACUUACAUUGCCGAUUGUUACGUGAGAAAUCACUGAUGUCUGAAAUCUAUUAUCUUCAAGUAGAAUUUGGCAACGAUGACGAACCAAUCACUUUACUAACAGCAGAAAAGGGAAGAAAAUCACUUGGUCAAUCUCAGUAUACCAUCUCGUUAGAUUCAAGUUUCGCUUGUGAUCUCUGCCCUGCUGAAUUAGUAGCAAACAAUGUGACUGGAACAGAGUAUAUACUCUAUACAUACAGCGAAGAUCAACGUCAAGAACAAGCAGCUAUUCUAUAUGAAAGUAAUUUUCUUGGUUUAAAGGGACCAAGAAAGGCGAAUGUAAUUCUCCCAAAGUUCGAUAAUCAAAUGCAACCAUUAUUUAAUAAGAAUGAAAUUGAUGAAUUCUGUGUCGACGAUUCAGAUGAUGACUUUCUUCAUUUAUAUAACACAGCACCAAGUUGGAAUCCACUAUCUGGUGCUUAUACAAUUCAUUUCGAAGGAAUAAAUCGUAUAACAAUUCCGUCAGUAAAAAACUUUCAAAUGUUCGCUUUAGAUAAGAAUAAUCAAGAGCAAACUGUAAUGGAAUUCGGUCGAAUGACUGACACGAUCUUUUCGUGCGAUUUCCGAUAUCCACUUUCAUUCAUACAAGCAUUCAGUAUUGGUCUAACGGCAUUUGAAACGCGAAUUUUUCGAGAAUGA